AUGAAUGUGGACAAGGCGAUAGAAGCCGGCCACGCACCCGUGGUCGAUGUCACUCAUCCUGUCGAUACCGACAGCGAAACCCUCUCUGCGAAUGCUCAAGAGGGUGUAAGAAGAAUGCAGGCCACGACCCAAGUGUGGACCAAGAGCCACCUCAUCGCGGCAUACGUUAUGAUGUGGAUUAUAACUUUUGUGGAUUACGCGCAGGGUGGAACGAGCGGCAACCUCACUCCUUAUGUUACUUCUGCAUUUGAGCAGCAUUCUCUGACUUCUUACACCUAUGUCAUGUCGGGAGUGAUAGGCGGUGUUCUCAAGUUGCCUCUAGCCAAAAUCCUUGACAUUUUCGGACGCCCACAAGGUUACGCACUCAGUGUAGGCUUGAUUGUCCUUGGAUUGAUUAUGAUGGCGGCAUGCAACAAUGUGCAAACGUUUGCUGCGGCUCAGAUAUUCUAUUCUAUUGGCUCCAAUGGCCUCAGCUACACGUUGAGCAUCUUCGCCGCAGAUACCUCACAUCUCAAGAAUCGAGGCUUCAUGUACGGAUUUAUUAGUUCGCCAUAUCUGAUCACAAUGUGGAUCAGUGGGCCGAUCGCCGAUGCCUUUUUGAAGGGGCCGGGUUGGAGGUGGAGUUUCGGCAUGUGGGCUAUCGUUACCACUGUUGUCUGCGCCCCCCUCUACAUUCUGUUCACGAUCAACUAUAAGAAAGCCAUCAAGGCUGGAAUAAUUGUCCCAGUGAAAAGCAGUCGCACAUUCAAGGAGUCUGUCAGAUACUACAUCGUCGAAUUCGACGCCGGAGGUCUAUUCUUGCUGCUUGCAGGCCUCGUACUCUUCCUGCUGCCAUUCAGUCUAUAUUCUUACCAAGAAGACCAGUGGAGAUCGGCACUCGUAAUUUCAAUGCUGGUAAUUGGAGGUCUUCUACUAAUUGCUUUUGUCUUUUAUGAGAAAUAUGUCGCUCCCAAAAGCUUUAUUCCUUACCAGCUUCUGCUGGACAGAACGGUGUUGGGGGCAUGUAUUUUGGCAGGUGUCUUGUUCCUGUCUUUCUACAUUUGGCGGAACUACUUUACUUCCUUCCUUCAAGUUGUCAAUGGUCUCAGUAUAAUUGAGUCCAAUUAUGUUGUUGAAGUAUACGGCAUAGGAUCUUGCAUCUCCGCUAUCCUUUCUGGCAUUGCCAUUCGUUGGUCUGGUCGCUUCAAGUGGAUUGCGCUGUACUUGGCCGUACCUUUGCAGAUGCUUGGAAUCGGUCUUAUGAUCCACUUCCGUCGACCGGAUGUCAAUAUUGGGUUCAUCAUCAUGACCCAGAUCUUCAUUUCCUUCGCAGGCGGAGCUUUGGUCAUCACUGAACAGAUUGCCGCCAUGGCUGCGACCGACCACCAACACGUUGCUGUCGUGAUCGCCCUUGAAACCAUGUUCAGCAACAUUGGUGGUGGCAUUGGAUCUUCCAUUGCUGCAGCCGUCUGGACAGGCGUGUUUCCCAAGAGGCUCAUGGAGCUACUUCCCGAAGAUUCGCUGGAGAACUUCGCAAGUAUCUACGGAGACCUUUCGGUUCAACUAAGUUAUCCGAAAGGAAGCCCCACGCGGAUCGCCAUCGAACAGGCUUACAGCGAUGCGCAGAAAUGGAUGAACCUUGGUGGGCUAUUAUUCAUUACUCUUGCUCUUCCUGCUGUGAUGGCAUGGCGGAACAUAAAGGUCAAGGACUUUAAACAGGUCAAAGGACUUGUAGCCUAA
This is a messenger RNA of Aaosphaeria arxii CBS 175.79, 1719 nucleotides long. RefSeq names its product siderophore iron transporter. Gene Ontology annotation, biological process: transmembrane transport. The record is from RefSeq and is a predicted model, not a curated record. Gene Ontology annotation, molecular function: transmembrane transporter activity. Bases 1 to 1719 code for a protein of 572 amino acids. The transcript is spliced from 4 exons. NCBI's taxonomy places the organism in Eukaryota, Fungi, Ascomycota, Dothideomycetes, Pleosporales.